AAAACCUGAAUGCAGCAGAUAUCCGGAUGUGACGCAGAUACUAGGGGACACAUCGUUGAAGAUGGCAACGCUGGCGUCCUUGAUGCUCAAGCCCAGAGCAGGGCUGUUGGUACCUGGUCAGUCGUCUCUCCUGGACUCUGUGAGGUUUGCAUCUAAGAAGGCAGGUGGCAGCAGUAAGAACUUAGGAGGAAAGAGUGCUGGCCGGAGAUAUGGCUUCAAGAAACAGGAUGGAAACUUUGUCCAUGCUGGUAACAUCCUUGCAACACAGAGGCUGAUGAGGUAUCACCCAGGAGCUCAUGUGGGGAUUGGAACCAAUAAGACGCUAUUCGCUCUGGAGGACGGUUACGUCAGGUUCACCAAGGAGGUCUACGUCCCAGCACCACGCAGCCCGGAGGCCACCCAGGUCAUCACCAAGCUGCCAAAAGGAGCUGUGCUCUACAAGACCUUCAUCAACGUGAUGCCAGUCAAACAGGAGGGGAAGUUUAAACUGGUGGACAUGGUCUGAAAGUGACUGGACUGAACUGGACUGGACUAGUAAGUAAUUCUUUGUCAGGAUCAAGCAGGAUUUGGUUUGGUGAAAAGACAUCACAUGCAUCCUGGAGGACUUUGGCAGCUUUGACUGAUAUCAGGUGAUUUCACUGAUGAACACACCUUCAAGCAGACUCUCAGCCUCUCCUCUCCUGCCCAUGUGACACUUAAGAAACAUAAUAUACUGUGUUGGUUAAUAAAGAUUUUUUAUGUGUA
Molecule: messenger RNA, 744 nt
Organism: Thunnus maccoyii (southern bluefin tuna)
Lineage: Eukaryota; Metazoa; Chordata; Actinopteri; Scombriformes; Scombridae
Gene: mrpl27
Product: mitochondrial ribosomal protein L27
Exons: 4
Coding region: 62-505 (147 amino acids)
Biological process (GO): translation
Cellular component (GO): mitochondrial large ribosomal subunit; ribosome
Molecular function (GO): structural constituent of ribosome
Source: RefSeq, a predicted model, not a curated record